Molecule: messenger RNA, 10480 nt
Organism: Cygnus olor (mute swan)
Lineage: Eukaryota; Metazoa; Chordata; Aves; Anseriformes; Anatidae
Gene: TRH
Product: thyrotropin releasing hormone
Exons: 2
Coding region: 7338-8120 (260 amino acids)
Biological process (GO): hormone-mediated signaling pathway
Cellular component (GO): extracellular region
Molecular function (GO): thyrotropin-releasing hormone activity
Source: RefSeq, a predicted model, not a curated record
GGGGACUUAAAAGACCUGCGAUAAAAGACAGCAGUUGAACAAGGGGGUUGAGGAUUGCACUGGUGCUGAAAUGCUGUAUUUAGGUAUGAAAUGUGGUACUUGUACAUCUUUGCGCAAUUCUAGAAACCAGACAUGCACAUGUACUGGGAGCAAAACCCUAUGCUGACACAGACUCUGGGCAAGUCUGGGGUGUCAGUGGGCUUGUGACAGACAGCAAAAUACAGCUUAGAGUGCAGUUCUGGAGUAUAAGAAAAGAAACUCUCCCUUGUACCCAUGAAUUCAACUCACAGUGUCAUGUGUAACUGUGCACUGAGUGGGAUGAAAGGACAUUAACACUUAUGAAAUAAACCUCCAGAAAUCGUUUAAAUAGAAAAAGUCACCUGCAGGGAAAACAAAACAAAACCGAAAAAUCUUGGCCAAAUUAAAAAAAAAAAAGAAGCAACAAACACUAAAAAACAAGGAACAUACCAAAAAGAGAUUUCCGGCUGUGAAAUCGGGAAAAGGCUUUGUUCAUGAAACAAAAGAUCCUUUGAGGUGCUUAAAUUUAACUUUCUUCCUUUAAACAACGCAUUAAAGCUCUACUAAAUUCAUUAUGCUUUCUAGAUCAGUCCAAAUGUAAGUCAAAUCAGUCCAAAACUGUCCGGCAGUCCUGGCCAUUGUACUGUGGAUAUAAUUUUGAACCUACUGAGAAGCUUUGCAUGGAAAUGUAGUUGGAACACCGGGUUUAAUCCCUUUGUUCUCUAAAGGGAGUCCUCAGCUCAAAAAGUGUCAAGAAAAAUAUUUUAAUAAAAACAGACUGACUUUACGGGCUUCCCUGAAUAAUUUUUGACAUUCAGUUUCCAUCAGUGGAGAAAGGAACUUCUUUUUAUGAAAUUACAGUUAUCAAAUGGAUAUACAGACUUGUACUCUUCUUCAAAUAUCACUUUGUAUAAUUCAACUGAGCCUGGCUUUUGGAUCUGAAAUACUCAGAAAGCCUUCCCUUUGAGUUUUCUCCUGGGGGAAAGGAAUCCCUAGACAGUACAGGAAAUACUGUAGGAUUUCUGUCCUAGAAUCAGAUUGUACACCUGUUCAUUCCGGCACAGAGGGUAUUCCUAAAAGAAAGGGAAUUCCUAGACCCUGCCUGCUGGAAUGAGGGAUUUACAUGCUUUUUUAUGCCACGUAGAACACCUGGGGGGGAUGGACAGACAGACAAAAAAAAACCAACAAAAAAAACACCCUUCUUUGGAGAUGCCCUGCUCAUUUAUGAAUCUGAAAUCAAAUAAUCAAGUUGCUACUGUAGCCAGACACGCACAUCUACAAAACUCUUUCUACUCACUUCAAUAUUCUCUUUGUAUUAUUGCUGUUUCUAAGCACACUUAUGAAAAUGACAUUGCAGUCUCAGAACGUAGCUGUUCAUUGCUGGGCAGUUUCUGCUUUCAGAGUCUUGGGCCAGAAAGGAUCAUUAUGUAAAUCUAAUCUCAUCAGGUUUCACCCAGAUACUUUCAAUCAGAUCUAAAAUUUUUUGUUGGACUGAAGCGUUUAUGUUCUCAGAGUGCAGAGCUUUGUGCUGGGGAAACAGUGAUCUCAGUCCUGCUGCAAGGCAUUUGUUUCUGAUAUGCCCUGAUGAUCCUGGCCCACAGAGCAGAAGCUCUGUUCUCUGCCACCAAGAUUCUUGCAUUCUCAGAGGAAAACAAAACCGUCCCUAAACGGAAACAGUCUUAGUAAAACAUUUGACCUGCCAAAAGAAAAAUAAUUUAAUUUCUAAAUCUCCAAGCAAUACCAAGGCUAUAUAUGGAAAAUUACUUCCCUGUCUAAUUACCAUCAUAGCAAGGAAUCUGAAUUCAAUUCGUUUAACCUCAGUUUCCAGGUACUAGUUCUUCUUAUGCUUUUACUAGCAUAAAGGCAGAAAUCGCCCCCCUGUUAUCCUCCCCAUGUACAAGGACAUAAAUGCAGUAACCAAGUCACCUUAUACUUCUCUGAUAAAUUGUGAAUGCUAAACUGAACUGGAUGAUAGCUGGACAACAUUUUAACCAGAGUGACACUAGCUUUGUCUGGGAUGGGGGGUAUUGUUUUGUCAACUGUUAGUACAGAGAUUAUGGGAUGGAAGAUAUUGCCUGUCUUGCAAAUCUAUGCCUCUACUUGUGACUUAGAAGGCUGCAGCUGAAAGCUUAAAAACAUCCCAUGUGCGAUAGCUCGUUGGGGAUGUACCACAGAAACAAGUUUCUGUCAGAAAAUGCUUGUUCAAAACUGAAAUGCUUUGUAAAUACAUCUUGCCUGAAAAAAAAAAUCAAUUUAGUUUUGACAGCAGCUUUCAAACAUGGCUGUUAAAGAUGCAACACCCACAGUGUAAGGAUUAAGAGGACUGCUCAAAUCCAUUGACACUAGAGCUUCCUGACUGCUCCCAGAUGCCUGAUGGACUGUGCAGGUAAAAGAACAUCCCAUUGGGGUUAAGGCAUUGGCCCAAGACUCAAGGAAAAAUUCCAUUGGAACAUAAUCAGUACAAACCCCACCUUUUGCUCCAAGGGCAAGAUAAAUUUUUGGCCUUCCUUCUUCAUACAUACAUUAGUAUGUGUGAACCUAGCUAUUCGUGCAAACUACUUUUUAAAAAGUCCUGACAAACAAGCCAAUUUACAUCACACACUUCUUGCCUUGGGAAAGAGACAGCAAGAAUAAACUCUUAUGUGACAGAUGCUAGUCACAAUGCUUAAUUCGUUCCAAAUCUUUUAUGUUAAAAAGCAUCGAGAAAAUGUGAUUAAGUGAAGAAAAAACUGUAACAAAGUGACAUUAAAAAACUAUUCAGAAUUACUGAAGUCUUCAAACACAUGAUGAAAACAUCCGUGUUGUAAUUUUUUAUUUUUUUUUAAUUUAGAAGGCAUGCUUGGCUUAACAGCUUAUCAAGAAAGCCUUGUAGGGAGCUAGCAACAGAAUUCUUAACAACUUUACUGUUCUGUUUCACUUUUUGAAAGACGUUUAAAAAUGCAGUUCUCAUUCCAUCUAUGCCCACUUUAAUUUAUAGCCCAUUAAAUUAGUUUUUUAAACUCAGGUAUGGUAUCAUAAGAGACCAUAAGGAGUUAUUACACCCAGGAAAUGCCAGGCAGCUAGUGCAAAGUGAAUGUCACCCCUUAUGAGGCUCACAGUGACUGAUGCAAUAGCAGCUCCCAAAUCUAUGGCAUUAGUAUUUGAUUAUGGUAGAAAUACUGUAAUGGAGAACAAGACCUGUCAGCUUGUCCAGAGAAAUUCAGGGGACACUGUUCAGUUUUCGAUGGGUGGACAGUCUUACAAAGAAAAUAACCUAGGGUUAGGUGGCAGACUGGGCAAUGACUGCAUCUCGUGCGUUAGACCAUGCACAUGCAUGUCUAAUUGCUGCAUGUGCAUUAAGAGAAUCUAUAAAAGGUCUCUGCGAGGAACAGCUCCUGCUGUACCUAAGCUUGAGCUACAUAUGCAAGCAUCCUAUGCUGUCCAGAUUAAUUUCAGACUGGAGGGAGAACUGCAUGCUAAGAAUUAUUUCCAACUCAGACUUUGUAAGGAUUUUCACACUGGAGAUAUGUGUCAAGUGAAGGUUUAUUAAAUUGCACUCUUCCAAAGUGCAAGUCUUAGCAAUCCUAUCAUUUCCUGGUAGCCAAGAAAUUCAGUAUGUCAACUGCCUUACCACAAGUGAAAUCUGACUCAUUCACUCAGUGCUAAGAUGAAAUACAUUCAUAUGGGAGGCUAUUUUUAAUAUCAGAUUCUUAGCUGUUCCUUGAAUUAAUAUUACUAUAUGGCUUUGUAUAUAUGAAAGUGUUUCAGCUAUUUAAACUUGUUUUUCCCAUCUAUCUUUUUUCAAGAGCCAUGCUUCAAAGGGCAAGAGGAUUUUUUAAAAUUCAAUUCAAUAUAUGAAUCAUUACGAAUCAGAGAGAGACAAAUUCUAAGGCUAGCCAUAGUAAAAUUAAAGGAAAAAUUUGGCUGAUUUCAGUGGACCCUGGAUUAGGCAUUUUGUUAGGACAAAUCGGGGACUAUGACAGAGACAGGUACUGGUUUGUUAAACAUGCAAUUCUGGUAUUAGUGAAGAUAUUUAAAGCACUUUCCAUUAUUCUUUAAAUUCCUUGAAAGCCCUAGUGCACUGCUUAAAACUAAAAACACAUAGGAACUGUCUUUACAGGGAUCUUUGUUUUGGAUUAGGGACUAUUAGUUGUCCAUUGUUUACUGGUCAGCUGGAGUAAUUUGUGGACUGAUCUUUGAAUCUGAUUGCCUUGCAGAUCUUUAGCCUGGAUGUGUGCUAAGGAAAACAGUAUCAGCAUGUUCUUAGAUUGGCAAGGACAACACCCUCAUAAAGCCGCAGAUGUGUUCUGCACAUAUAGUGCAUGAUGUCUCGAGCUCCCAUAGAAAUCCAAACAAGUAAAAUAGAUUCCAUUUUCGAUAUAAUUGUUAGAAAUACAGUUAAAAUGUUGUAAGCCCCAAUCUCUAACCCUUUAGCAAAUCUGGAACAAGUACACUGACAUCCAUGACUAUUCUCAAAUUAUAUCAGGGUAAUUAAUAUCAAAAGGCACAUCUAUAUACGAUAUCUGAUACAUUCUUCCUGAGAUAUUAAGACAAAAUUCAAGAGAUGACAUUCUCACGGCAGAAGGCUGAGGUAAUAGCUGCAUUCCACUAAAGUCACUCCAAGAAAGUCAGCUUUUAUUUCACAAAGAACUGAAACAAGGCUCUUCUUGUGUAUUUUCUGGUCCGUCACAUAAAGUUGAAUGGGGUAGGGGAAAAAGCUCCGCAAGGUGACCAUUUUUUGUUAAAUUCAGAUGGGUAGUAAGUCACUUUGAUAACAAAACAACUAACUUCAUCCCUUUUUAAUUCUAUGGAGCAUUUCCAUUAUCUGUUCAGAUGUAAAAUGGUGCCUUUCUUCACCUAUGCCCAGUAUUUGUUGCCCAAAACAUAGCUGAAAUGGUGCAAGAGAUACAAAUCCUGGACAACAGAAAGGAAAGAGAGAUUUGGAGAUUUUUACCCCUUCUUUACGCAUCAGAGAAGAUGCCCUGCAUGAAUUUGCUCCACAGGCCAGCAAGAGUCAACUUAAAAUUAACUGGAGUAGCAGUGGAGGCAAUCUUACAGGCCACGUGAAGAUCCACAUUACCUGUAAGUAUAAUGGAUCCACUUUUAAAUGCAGUGCUUUUAACAGUAUCACCAAAAUGCCCUGCGUCUCAGGUUGUGACACAGCACCCUAGAGAGGUACUAAAAUGCCAGUGUCCUACCAAAGGUGUUCUCAAGGUGAGGGUUUGUUAGGCUUUGUCAUUACUUACUGCUGAAGACAAAUUUUAACUCAGACACUUCGAUGGCAGUGAUGAGGACAUACAAAGGUGGUUUUGUGUUUGUGACAAUGGGAAGAAGAAAAAUGUUGACUUCUCUUGGUUGAAACUUUCCAUGUAGUAACAACAAGUGAGCUGAAGCCUGCGUUGCUUCAAUACUGUAAGCAAUCCUUACUUCAGUUUUAGUCCUAAACAUUGUCAUCACUAAGAUUACCAAAGAAUCACUAGCCCUUUAUCUGUACCUCCUGCAUGAUCUGUUUUUAGUAGUACUGCAUGGAAGAACAUCUUAGAUAGGUUAAAGAGGGAGCCUUAUUUCCAGUUACAAUAGCAUAAUGCUUUUUGAAGCAUAAAGCAGCAACAUGUUUUCAUAUCUAACACUACGUACCUGUAUUCUACUAUACUGUUUAUGGAAAAUCUAUGCCAAGAAGAUAUGGAAUUCUGAGACAGAAACUGUUUAGUGUUAUUCAGAAAAAGAACCCAUUGUAUAAACUUAUUUAAACAUAAUCCAUUACAUUUUUAAAUUUUCUUCCUUAGCUUGAUAAAUUACCUCUCUCUUUGCAUUUACUCCACAGUAUUUGCUUAACAGAAGAUACACAAGCUUCUUUUUAUUAUGCAGAAAAAAAAUAAAAACAACUUCUUUUCUCUCUGCUGGUUUACAUAAAAUUCAACACAAUCUCUUUGGAGAAUGGAAAAAACAGCAGGUUUAGGAGUCCAGUAAGGAUAUAAGGAAGUCAGCAAAUAACUAUCACAGUUUUAAAGUGCAUUCAAAAUGCAGAUCUCUGACAUCAAUAAAAAAAUAAAUAAAUAAAAAAACACAUCACCUACAUUACCUCACAGCUAUUUGCAUAAAGGGUCCAGAGGCAGUACAGUAUAAGUACGGCAACACAAGCCAUCCAAAGAGAAUUUAGCAACAGUUCUAUUGGAUACUGCAUGUGUCUGUAGCAGAAAAAGGGCAACUUCAAAGCUCAGAUGUGUUCAAUCCUUUAAAGCUGUUUGCAAUCUCUUGCCAGAUGCAUCUAGCAAAAAUCUGAAACUACAAACCAGGUAAGUUAUUAAAUCAUUUCCUUUUUAGCUGAUUCUAACUUUCCUUCUAAAGAUUGCUCUAAGCCAAAUAGCCUAUGUGAUAUUCUUAAGGCUGUUAUACAAGGACUUUAUCAGAGGUGGUAGAAACCUGCCAAUAUGAUAAUAUGCUCAUCUAUUUUAAAAAUGCACAGAACUUGUUAACAUUGUGUAUUUCUUUUAUGUUCUUAGGAUGUAACUAAGCUAAAUGAUUGCUAUAGUAAUAUUAAAGAUAUAUUCCAUUCUAUUGAAGGAAGUCUGCUUACUGGAAAAUAAAUCAGUGGCAAGUGCUUUAGGAAUUCCAGUGUUAGCUGGUAGAAAUAGAAAAACAUUUGCUAUCUAGGCAAGUGGUAAUAGAGGAUACAAUUAUUAUUGUUUCUGCAAAAGAUGUUAGGUGCUUUCACAAUGCAAGAAAUCUCCCUAACUAACACAGCAUAGCUAUCUUCUUAUAUGGGCAAAUACAAACACACACAAGUACCUUAAAUAUAUAGAAAUAGAUAUUUAAAGCCUGGCUGUUAAAGUUGGACUUUUACUGAAGGUGGAAUGGAAGUGUUGUAAACCACAUUAUUUUAAAAUAAACCCUUGGCAAAAGAAAUGGCCUGUUGGAGAUUGUUAGUGCAGGUUUACAUGUGUGUACCUCAUGUAGGCAACAGUUAAUACUGGGUUCAAUAGGGGAAUUAUUUUUGGCUCUUGGCAAAAGGCAGAGCAAAAUCACUGGUUUUCCAAAUCAUCUGUAUAUCAUGAAGUUAGGUGUUUGAAAUGCUCAUAUUUAUACUGCCUGAAAAAAUGAAUGAGUACUUGGUCUCAAUUAUGAAGAAUUUACAGAUUCUCUGAAGAAUAUAAAUUAAACUGAGAGGUCUGUAACAGAAAUAAGAAGGGACCUUCGUAAGAGACUUCAAUCCCUACAGCAAUGCCGUAUUUCUUGCUCAGUGUCUGGCAAUAUGGCUAUUAUUGUUAGAAUUCUUUUGCUCCAUCCUCCUCCCCUGUUGUUCUCUCUCCCACGGAAGUUGCAGGAACCCCUGUCUCACAAUGCUGUCUAUCCAGCUGCCACUGCUACUCCUCUGCCUGACCUUAUCCAGUGUUUGCCUCAAUGGGGGGCAGCCCCUUCCAGAAGCAAGUGAGAACAUGGGAAGAAGUCCCCUGGAUGACAUCCUGCAGAGAUCUGAAAGCCUCAUCCUUCAGUCUGUCCUCAAGAAAGCUGAAAAGAAAGAAGAGAUGAAUAAAGAAUUAAAUGCCCCUCUGCCAGAAUGGCUUUCCAAAAGACAACACCCUGGAAAAAGAUACAUAAGCGACCUGGAAAAGAGACAGCAUCCUGGAAAAAGAGAUGUCAAGGAAGAAGCAUCUUACGGAGACAUUCAGAAGAGGCAGCAUCCAGGGAAAAGGGAGGUAGAAGACGACCUUGUCGGCUAUCUGGAGCUGAAAAAGCAACAGCAUCCUGGCAGUAGGUCACCGUGGGACCAAUAUGCUGACAUCUCUAGCGCACAGCUAACUUACUUGAAUGGGUUAUCCAAAAGACAGCAACCAGAGAGAGGGUAUCUGAUGCAUAAACAUCAGCAUCCUAGCAAGAGAGGCUGGAAUGAUGAGCUAGACCUAAGUGACCAUGAUGGGGAGAAACGCCAGCACCCUGGAAAAAGGCACUGGGAUACUGACAACCCAGAUUAUGCAGGUCCCUGUGACCUUCAGGAGUCCUCCACCUGUAACAAAGGCAGCUUGUGGGUUGAUUUACCAGAAAAUUUUAGCAAAGACAGGGUAGAAGAAAAACGUCAGCACCCAGGAAGGAGAUCAACAUGGGAGAGUGAAACAGAGGAAUGAGAAAGUAAUUGUGUAUCAUUUGCAUUUGGUGAAGUAAAUUGCCAGAACACUAAAAAAUUCUGUUCACUCCCUUUUGGCUUCCUGCUGCUGACCUCUGCACUACCUUCCAGUGAGUGAGUGUCCCCAUUUAAGCUAAUGGCUUUGUCACACACUUAAAGUAAUGGAACAGAAGCAAUCAGUUGAAUGGCCCAGGCAAGUACUGACAGUCUUCAACUCCCCCACUUUGUGAAGUUAAGAGUGCUCUGUUCCUUAUGGUCCUAGACCCAAGAAUAAUCCUACGCACGGUCUUAAACAGGAUCUUUAAUAUCUGUUCAGCUGCUACUCAAGAAGAAUAAUUGCACGGCUUCCUCUCACGUCAGUGAAAUCAGUACAUGAAUUGGAAGAAAAAAGAGUAACAUGCAAAUUAUUUCAAAAUGAAAUUGAGUAGGUUUUCAAUUCUAAAUGAUACAUUAAUGAGACCUUGUGCACUACAAUCUAUCUAGACAGUAAGCACUGAACAGAGAUAGGGACUGUUCCAAGUGCAAAAGAUUAGAUGACUGGCUUCAUACUUUGACUUGGAACUGCACCAAAAAAUCAUUUCAUCUAGGAGGCUGCAUAGUGCAAAGGGUUAACGCAUCCCAGAGCAACUCAACCCAAGCUGUGAACUUUGCUGUGUACACCCCAAACUAGAACUCCCACCCUGGUGUGUCCACAUUUCAGUCACUCCCCUUGAAAUCAUGCCUUCUCCUUAGACGUUUAAAAUUGAAACAAAUUUUCUUUCUGAUAUCUAUCUUUUCUUCGGGUACAGAUUUCUGAUUUUUCCCCUCUCAAAGGAAUGCUUUUCCUUUCUGUGGUCAGACUCCCAAAAGUAUUUAUUUGAUAUGAAUGGUUCAAUAAACAUCAAUUGUAAACUCUGGGUGUCCUUACUGGUGGUGCAAAACAUACUGUAACAAAGUGAAAAACUUAAAACCAACCCAAGCUAAACAAAAAUAAAUGAACAACCAGGGAUAUUUUUCAGUGGAAAGUUUUUGCAUGCUGGUCAGCCCAUGUUUAUAUCUAAAACUGGUUUGCUACUGAAGUGGAAGGGUGAUUUGCAUAUAGAUAUAUUCCCUUUUUUAAUCUUCUACCUGUAUGAUACGCAAGUACAAAGAUCUGGGCUAAACCCUAUCGCCUAGCUCACUGGGAACUUCUAUUGUUUGAGAAUGAUCUUGGCAAGCAAAACGUGGCUUAAGUUUGAGGCAGACUUAUUUUAAACAAAGGAAGAAAGGUUGACUGAUCUACCUGCUCAAACCUUCUCAAUUCCAUAAUCUUGUGCAACAUAUAGCAAGACAUGCAGACAUGCAAGUCACUGAAGAAGAAAAAAAUAAUUUCACCAGUCUUGUGCUGUAUGCUUGCUGGAUGGCUUUGCUGUAGCUAAGCUCUACUGGAUGUGAUUGAUUACUAUGUUUGCACACACACACAUAGAAACACACAGAAUUGUAUAAACAAUUUAUACAAAAUUAAAAUACUUCUACAUGGGCCUGCACUGUUACAUGGGCUGCAAACACAGAAAUCUUUUGUGUGUUUUAUUCAAGGUUUCUACUGUCAGAGAAAGACACCAUUACGUGAGGUACAUACUCCGUUCACUGUACUGGCAGUAGAGAGAACAAAAAUAGAAGUCCGAUUUCCUGUUCACAUCUAAACACAAGAUCUACUGAUUCUUGCAGUUAAUGCACAUUUACAGAGUGCAGAGAGUUGGUCACAUCAUUUCUUGUACACCCAAAGAAGUUAGAGCGUGUCAAUAUUUCACUAGAAUGUUUUUUUUUUUUAACAAAUGAGUACGUUUUCCAUUCAUAUUCACCUUUCUCAAUACCAUCAAAACAUGUUAUGUGCCUUGAGUGUUCUUUCUAAAAACGGUUGUUUCCCCACUCUCUGCCUCAGAGCACGUCCUUUGGUAAUUCCUCCAUAUGACUUAAUUACCCUAAGGAAGAAUAAUUAACGAUCUCAGCAAGUUUGACGGAAGAUAGAUGCUCCCAGGUUGAUCAACACUCAACUUGGUCUGUCAAACAAUUUCUAACUUUGGAGAGAACGUACUGUUCAAUGUAUGUGACAUCUGGCAGACCUCUUCUAUUGACAGGGGUUUUCUAAUUAAAAAGUGCUGAACAAAUCCUCAGAAGAGGUAGCUAGUAACAUUCUGUACACUCCAAAUUCCUUCAGUAAGUUUUCUCUAUACAGUGCUUUCUAAAAUGCUCAGGUUUCAUUUCACAAAUGAAAAAAAAGAUUUCUCUAAAGAUUACCAUUUCAUAUACCAUUUCCUGCAAUGAAUUGAUGCUUCUUAAAGAUCAGUAGUACUACACAAGACUACCAACACUUGCUAUAAAAUGUCCAACAUAAGGAGAAAA